AUGGACACGCGUCGCAUGAUCCUGCGCGGACGUGACUUUCGGGAUGCAAUGGCCGAUUUGCGCUUCCUUCGUGCCGCACUCCUGCCGGAGCCAGAGGAGCUUAGCACGGAUCCGUGGCGUCCACCCACGCCGCCAUGGCUCCACUUGUUGGAUGACUUGAGCCUUUGCACACACCGGAACCAGGUUGCCCUCGAUCGCCGGCACCAAAGAUCCCGGCUGCAGAAGCAGACGGAGGCCGCUGGGCGUGCGGUGAAGCUGCGCCGGGUGGCGCGCCGCCGGGCCACGGCAGAGUGGAGGCGAGCACGGCAGCAGGACAGAGAUUUAGUGCGUCGCAUCGCGUGA
Messenger RNA from Symbiodinium natans, 342 nucleotides. The record is from the annotation of a GenBank genome assembly. Lineage: Eukaryota; Dinophyceae; Suessiales; Symbiodiniaceae.